Protopolystoma xenopodis is the source of this 495-nucleotide messenger RNA. The record is from the annotation of a GenBank genome assembly. Lineage: Eukaryota; Metazoa; Platyhelminthes; Monogenea; Polystomatidea; Polystomatidae.
UUUUGUUCGGAUCUUCAUGCGGGAAGCGGGCGCUUGUACCUCUUUGGCUUCUGCUCCGAACUUGCCUUGAUGAAUUUCGACAGAGCAAUACAAGAGCUAAGAGACAUUCGCGGAUUAGGAGCCAGGUCAAGUGAACGCGUUGUAGAACUAUGGGUCAAAUACAUUUCAGCAAAAAGAAGAUCACUAGAUUAUGAAGAAUGGGCUGUCCUUGAACAAGUUUUGAUUGCGGCGCUAGAUUCAGGGGAAGAUGAAGUCGCAUACAAUUGCUUGGAAUGUUUAAAAGCUCAAUUUCCAGAGAGUGCACGCGUUAAUCGCUUAUGUGGGAUGUAUCUUGAGUACAAAGGCUUGUUUGAUGAUGCUCGUUCGAUUUACGCAAAAUUGCUUGAGGAUGACAUCACUAAUACUCUUGCUAGGAAACGCCUGAUAUCUAUCUUUAAAGCUCAAUCUCGUAUUCCCGAUGCUAUCGAAGAGUUACGCAAAUAUCUAAAGAUGUAA